AUGCCAGAAAUCCAAUUAGGUGCGCAUACCAUAAGGAUCCAUGGAACUAAAGUGGCAAGGGCUCACAUGCAUGAUUGGUUUGUUUUCAUAUUUCUUGUGAUCAUGGAGAUCAUUCUGAACGUGAUAGAACCAUUCCACCGCUUUGUUGGAGCAGAAAUGAUGGAAGACCUAAAAUACCCUUUACAAUACAACGUUGUACCCAUUUGGGCUGUCCCAAUUAUUGCAAUAUUAUUGCCACUUGUGGUCAUACUCAUAUAUUACUUUAUCAAAAAGGAUGUUUAUGAUCUUCAUCAAGUUGUGCUAGGUAAACGUUAUAUUUAA
Lactuca virosa is the source of this 321-nucleotide messenger RNA. NCBI's taxonomy places the organism in Eukaryota, Viridiplantae, Streptophyta, Magnoliopsida, Asterales, Asteraceae. The record is from the annotation of a GenBank genome assembly.